GAACUUGUUGGAAACUGGAACUUGUUCUUGUUCGUCGUGCGGUCGUGGCACCUGGUGAGAUUUAAAUUUUGUUUUGCAUAAUUUUCUGAGGAUAUAUUUUUAAAAAGCAAAAUUCGUGAGCAAUAUGUCCCACAAAAAUAAUCAAUGAUUAAAACAAAAGAAUUUUUUUUUUUCCAAAUGUUAUCUUCUGCUGCCCAUGAGAGGAUGCUGUAUAAAGCAACCGUGCAUAAAAAUCGAUAAAAAUAUAUGUUAAUUGGCGAACUGGAACCCCCUAAAUAAUAAAACCCACCAAUCACUAGUUUCGAUAUAUUGAAGGGUGACUGCACGAACUAAUAGCAACCAAAUUUAGAAGCUGCUUUUUUCGUGAGUGCGUUUGUUUUUCAAUGUUAUCAUCCAUCUUUCGUGAAAAAAAAAACUCGUUUCACUUUCCCCACUGCUUUUUGUCCUUCUUUAACCUUCUUCAACCAGACACAGACAGGUAGCUGGUAGUGGUAGCUAAUAUAAUACCAAAAGUACAAAGUUUCAGUUAUCAUCCAACUUGACUUUGAAACCAAUGUCUUUUCCUUUGCUCCCGUUCUGUAACUCGGCAGUUUAUUACAGAAACACUCGUUUAGAAAAUAUGAUAGAGUUUCGACUUCCGAUUCGUCGGUUGUCUUUUGUGUCGCUUCUUGUUGGAGCCAUUUUCGGAUGUUGUCUAAACUCAUUUGUACUCCAAUCUCUCCAAGUAUUGUUCUUUGAAGACAUCACCCCGGAAAUCUCACUGCCAUACGAAAAUGAAACUUUGACAGAAACGCCAAUCGAAUUCAAGGAAUUCCAUCCAGCGGUGGAAAAAAGGGAAGUGAAAGAUGAAGGUGUUGCCAAGGAUCCGGUAGACCUUUACGACAAAGUGCGUGUCUUGUGCUGGAUUAUGACAUCCCCCGAAAAUCACGAAACAAAAGCUUUAGCCGUAAAAGAGACGUGGGGCAACCGCUGCAACGUUAUUCUGUUUAUGAGUUCAGAAAAAGAUUCCAAAUUGCCUUCAGUCCAAUUGCACGUGAAAGAAGGCCGAAUUCGACUAUGGGGCAAGACUCGGGAGGCAUUCCGCUAUGCCUGGGAUCGAUAUAAAAAUGAAGUUGACUGGUUCCUCAAAGCGGAUGACGACACAUAUGUUAUUGUUGAGAACCUGCGCUACUUUCUCUCGGCCUUUAACGCAUCAGAGCCUAUGUGGUUCGGUCACAAGUAUAAGACUAAUGUAACGGCGGGAUUUCACAGCGGCGGCGCUGGUUAUGUCUUGAGUAAAGAAGCUACUAGAAGAUUCGUUCAAGAAGGUUACGACAAUCCGUCGGCCUGUAAAAAUGACCAUGAAGGAGCGGAAGAUGUUGAAAUGGGAAGAUGCAUGGAAAGUUUAAAGGUUUUGACUAUGGAUACUAGAGAUUCUAAAGGAAGAGGACGAUUCUUCCCUUUCCAACCAGACAGAUUUUACUUUUCUCGUAAAAUUACCAACUAUUGGUACUGGAAAUUCGUUUACUACCCUCCAUUAAUGGGUCCUGAUUGCUGUUCGGAUAGUACCAUAUCUUUUCACUACAUCGAUCCAAAGAUGAUGCACUUAUUGGAUUUCUUCUUCUACAAAAUUCGUCCUUACGGGAUCGUCGAUCACCGACCUGCUACCCCGGAGCCGCCCCCGGAUUUAGAAUUGACAGCCACUCCUUGGUACGCUCCUAACGAAACCACUAAUAAUGUUGGCGGCAUCCCAAUGAUUACACAGAAGAGAAAUGCAGAAGACAGCCGCCUUAAUUAUGCCGAAGAAAAUGUUAUUGAGGAGCAAGAGGCAACAGCAGACCAGCAGCAGUUCCCAACCGAUUAUAAUCGAUACCAAGUUCAGUCAGCCGGAAGGAUCGACCGACAGACUUCCACGCUCAAGCCACAUCCGGAUUCAAAUCUAACCACCCAUUCUCGGUUCAUUAGAAGGAAAAUUGAAUUGGAAAUUACUAAUGUCCCCGUGAUUCAAAGCACUUAUUCACAAUUAAAGCUCAGGGAAAAUGGCACAAUUUCAAAUGCCACUCCCAAAAGGUUUAAAGUGCCUUUUGAACGGAAAACAUUUCAUCGGAAUAUUACGAAGAUGAACGCACCUACCACGGAGCCAGUAAUUGUGAUCCCGAACGUUUCAGUGGCAAACCAAAAGUAUCCUAUCAAUAAUAAGAGAAAAGCGUAUCGAAAGAAAGAGUCUAUAGAUUUUGAAAAAUUAUAUUUAAAAGAGAAAGGCAGGUUGACUGAUUUGUGAGAUAAUAAUUUGUGUUCAAAAAUACUUGUUUGUCUGUGGGCUUUUAACGCUUUUAGUCUGGAAGAAUAAUUGUUGCUAGGCGUUGUAAGGUUACUAUAUCUAUAUGAAAUCCCAAUUAUUCUUUAUUUUACUUCGCUAUUAAUAAAAUAAACAUUUAAAA
Molecule: messenger RNA, 2420 nt
Organism: Daphnia pulex (common water flea)
Lineage: Eukaryota; Metazoa; Arthropoda; Branchiopoda; Diplostraca; Daphniidae
Product: glycoprotein-N-acetylgalactosamine 3-beta-galactosyltransferase 1-like
Exons: 8
Coding region: 554-2260 (568 amino acids)
Cellular component (GO): membrane
Molecular function (GO): N-acetylgalactosaminide beta-1,3-galactosyltransferase activity
Source: RefSeq, a predicted model, not a curated record